This is a messenger RNA of Echinococcus granulosus, 1380 nucleotides long. Its product is annotated as Methionine synthase reductase. Gene Ontology annotation, biological process: homocysteine metabolic process. The record is from RefSeq and is a predicted model, not a curated record. Gene Ontology annotation, cellular component: cytosol. Gene Ontology annotation, molecular function: FMN binding; [methionine synthase] reductase (NADPH) activity; flavin adenine dinucleotide binding. Lineage: Eukaryota; Metazoa; Platyhelminthes; Cestoda; Cyclophyllidea; Taeniidae. The transcript has 4 exons. Bases 1 to 1380 code for a protein of 459 amino acids.
AUGAGUGCUCACAGGGUUUUUCUCAGUCUAAAAGAUGGGGAUAAGUUGCCAUAUCGGCCAGGGGAUAGUGUCACUGUUUUCGCGGAAAAUAACGAAGCCGACGUCUCCUGGUUGCUUCAACGGAUGGGUGGAAACUUAUCGCCUGAUCAGUUUGUAGUCCUCAAACAAGACCCGAUUCUACGCAACUCCAUUCCUCGUGGUCCUCCUGUCGGCGUACCAAUCACUCCGAGACUUCUUGUACGUCACCAUUUGGAACUUCACUCCCUUGCGUCAAGAAAGACGAUUCAGCUGUUGGCUAAUAGCUGUAAUGAUGAAGAAGAGAGGCGAAUUCUUUUAAAAAUGAGUGGGCGUGAAGGCAUGCAACUUUAUAACGAAUUGAUAAAAAAAGUAUCAGCAACGGCAAUGGACAUCCUCGCAACCUUUGGUAGUUGCCGUCCAAGUUUGGAAACUCUCCUCGAUGUCUUUCCUCCUCUCGCUGCUCGACCAUAUUCCCUAAUUGAUGAGUACCGUGAAAAAUCUCCACAGGAUCUAAGUUUUGCCUUCACAAUGAUAGAUUUUUCGAAAGACUCAAGGAAUAAUGAUGUAACUUGCAAGGGAGUCACUUUGAAACGCUAUUGUCGUCAAACUGGUGUUGCCACCGGAUAUAUUCAUCGACUGUGGGAGGAAAAAAUUAAAAAUGGAGCUAGUCCUCACAUGCAUAUAUCUCUUCAUCCAAACCUGAACAAUUUCUACCAUCCUCCUAACGCCGCCGAUCCUCUAAUCCUGAUCUGUGCUGGUACUGGCAUCGCGCCAUUCAUCAGCUUCUUGAAGUACCGACGUCGAUUAAAACAAUCACAGCCUUCGGAGAUUGGCUCUACAUGGCUUAUUUUCGGCUGCCGCGAUCCGAACUUCGAUCUGCUCUUUGCGGAAGAAUUGGAUGGCUUUCUGAAGGACGCGACUUUGACGCAACUCUGCCUCGUUUUUUCGCGCUUUUCAGGACCUCUACCCCCACAUCUCCACAAGGCGAUCAGAUCUAAGGCACUUGUUCCUCCUGGAUGCAAAUACGUUCAGGAUUGCAUCUGUUCUUCAACUGUCUCGGCUAACAGCGACGCCUCCGCGGUAGAACUUCCUGGUCUACUUGAGAACUUUCACAUUUCCUCUUUAUCAGACAUAGGGAUUUCCUCGAGGCUGGCCCAACUGGUGUGCGAACAGGGAGGUCAUGUUCGUGUCUGUGGUGAUGCCAAAGGAAUGGCACCGGCUGUCGCUUCUGCAUGGACGGUUCUCUUUGCCACCUGGAAACAAGCAUCCGAAGAUGUCGACAGUGUCGACCUGAAAGCAGGAGCAGAAUUUCUUGUCCAACUGCGUAAAGAGAAACGCUACAUUGAGGACGUGUGGUGCUAG